Molecule: messenger RNA, 4619 nt
Organism: Branchiostoma floridae (Florida lancelet)
Lineage: Eukaryota; Metazoa; Chordata; Leptocardii; Amphioxiformes; Branchiostomatidae
Exons: 4
Coding region: 1-4035 (1344 amino acids)
Molecular function (GO): protein binding; [protein-PII] uridylyltransferase activity
Source: RefSeq, a predicted model, not a curated record
AUGUUGCGAGUCUGCCAGAAACUUCGCGCUGCGGACGCCAGGAGUAAGAGACACGGACUAGUGCGUGCCGAGACAGACUACCUCCGUGCCCUGCAGGACGCCAUGGCGGACAUGGACAGGUGUGCGGAAGUGGAGGUGCUCAAAACUCUGGGCGACGUGAACUUGGAAAAGGGAAGACUCGAGAAGAACCCAGAGAUAUUUGACCGAGCCAUGGUGCUGUACAGGACCGCACUGCUUCGGUGUAAAGACGCAGGUGUGGGAGACAGUCUAGAACACCGUUACCACUAUGCAGAAAAACUAAGGUUAGGGAAGGGAUCAACCGCUACAAGUAGUUACGAGCCCCUUUCUAACGCUAAGAGAAUGUCUUCUCUCGCUAAAGUAGCCGAGAAGUUCCAACACCUGGACAGAAGAUUGACUGUUGGUGGCAACGAAAAGUCUUUACUGAUAGAAUAUACCAAGUUAGUAAUAGAAGGGAUCGUAAACGACGACAACACGUUAGAGGUGGAAGCGAUCAAGAGUGUCGGUGACGUGUACCUGAAAAGAGGAACAGAAACUAGAGACGCGCCAUGUUUGACUAAGGCCACUGCUCUGUACAACACUGCACUGGCGCGGUGUGAGAGGGUCCAGGGUAAAGUGAGUCGUAGGUACAGAGUACAACAACAACAGGGUCACGUGCGGCCACGGGACUUCCCAGGGACGUCACCCAACGCUGAUGUCAUCGGUGACUCAAAAGGUCGACGGUCUGAUAAGUCUUACCAGGAGCACCUGGCUACAGGGGACCGCGCACUGGCUGAUGGGAAGCUGGACGUGGCAGAACAGAACUUUGCAUCUGCGCUCAGACUGAUUCACGAUCCUAAUAAACCCGAUCGGUGUAAAGAGGCGGACUGCCUGUGCAGACUAGGAGACGUCUACGUCCAGCGAGGCAAGAGAACAAAAGAAGGUAGGAAAUUCACACAGGCAGCAGCUCUGUACAACGCAGCCAUGGCAAGAACAGACGAAAUAAAACACAGUGUGACAAGAAAACUGAAGGAAAUAGAGACAUGGUUUCUCCAUUACACAGCAAAUGUGGAAACCAAAUCUGUUCCUUCUGAUUCGGCCACGCGUCAUAAGAAGCGGUUAGAAGAGAUGCGUACGCGUGCUAAGUCAGAACUAGACGCCAUCAGUCAGCAACACAAUCCGUACCAAUAUGACGAGGAUGAUCCAGUUAUGAUUACGGUCGAGGCUGAGAGAGCUGAAGCAGUCAAGGCUCUAUUCAAGAACAUCGCCAAGGAUAGACAGCUGUUUAUCCAGGACCUUGUUGAUGAGUGUAUUGCCACACUCGGUCCUCCUCCAUGUAAGUACGCUUUCAUCGGGUUGGGCUCACAGGCCACAGAACUGGUCACGCCGUACUCCGACCUGGAGUUCGCCAUUCUGAUUGAGGAUGGGAAGGACAAUGACGUCACCAGGCGGUACUUCAUCAACCUCACACACUUCCUACACCUGAAAGUCAUCAACCUCGGAGAGACAAUUCUCCCAUCAAUGGCAAUCCCCUCAUUGAACGAUUUUCCAGAGAAAGACUGGUUCUUUGACUCCGUCACCCCGCGUGGGUUUGCCUUAGACGGCUUCAUGCCAUGGGCUAGUAAGACUCCGUUUGGAAGAGACCAGACCAAGACCAAGCCUCCCGUCAGCCUUAUCCAGACCCCUGCGGAAAUGGCAAAGUUUCAGCGGCGAGACGUUUCUGUGGCAGAAGGGUAUCACCUGUCCGACAUCCUCAGACGAGUUGUUCUCUUAGCAGGAGAAGAGGCACUCGUGACCGAUUACAUGACAAAAAUCAGGGAAAUCACUACGGGUGAUCUACUCUCGCGUCUCCAGUCCCGUCUGUCUGCUGUACAGAUUUUGCAGGAUCACAGGGAGCAGCUUUCUACCCUCGAGCCAACCGGACAACUGAUAAAUGUCAAGAAAGACAUCUAUCGUUUUCCGGGUGUAGCCAUUGAAGUACUGGCCUUGUGCUGUCAGAUCACCCUCGCUAGCACGUGGAGUGUGAUAGAUGAAUUAAAAGAAACGGGGAAGAUCCAUGAAGAGAAUGCCGCCCACCUUAGAGUACUGACCAGCAUCUCGGCAGAGCUCCGGUUAAGAACUUACUUGAAUAACAGGGGACAACAAGACAGUAUGUCCCCUCUUACCCAGAUGAAAUACCAGUCAAAACCGCAAGAGGUCUCUGACACUACCCUGAGUUCAGUACUCCAAAUUCCAAACAUACAAGUUCUUUUUAGAUACUAUUGCAGGGCAAUCCCUUUGAAGAAAUGUAUGCCAGACAGUUUGCAGGGUAAACCGGAAAGUGUGCUGAAAACGACAAUCUUCGACAUCUCCCAUGAAUGUAGAGGUCGAAUAUCUAAUAACCUGUGUCUUUUCUGGAGAGCCAAACACCAUCUGGAAACAGCAUUAGCGGACGCCGGCAGCGACAUGAUCAAGCGUUCGGCAAUACUUGAAGAACUGGGGACUCUCUGGGCCUUUUUUGAUGAUAUCAAAACAGGAGUUAGUGUCUUUGAAGAGUCACUUAGGGUGCGUAAAACUAUCUAUGGAGACAACACGGCACAUCCGGAUAUUGCCGCGUCACUACACAACCUUGGAUGGUCUUGGAGUGAACUCGGUGAUAGCAAGAAAGCUAUAAGCUACUUCGAACAGUCACUGUCGAUGCAGAAAACUAUCUAUGGAGACAACACGGUACAUCCGGACAUUGCCGCGUCACUAAACAACCUUGGAUCGUCUUGGGGUGAACUUGGUGAAAACAGGAAAGCUAUCGGCUACUUCAAACAGUCACUAUCGAUGAGGAAAACUAUCUAUGGAGACAGCACGGCACAUCCGGACAUUGCCGGCUUACUAAACAACAUUGGAUCGUCUUGGACCAAACUCGUGGAUUACAGGAAAGCUAUCGGCUACUUCAAACAGUCACUAUCGAUGCAGAAAACUAUCUAUGGAGACAACACGGCACAUCCGGACAUUGCCGGGUCACUAAACAACCUUGGAUUGUCUUGGCGUAACCUCGGUGAUAACAGGAAAGCUAUCGGCUACUACCAACAGUCACUAUCGAUGAGGAAAACUAUCUAUGGAGACAACACGGUACAUCCGGACAUUGCCGCGUCACUACACAACCUUGGGUCAUCUUGGGGUGAACUUGGUGAUAACAAGAAAGCUAUCGGCUACUACCAACAGUCACUAUCGAUGAAGAAAACUAUCUAUGGAGACAACACGGCACAUCCGGACAUUGCCGAGUCACUAAACAACCUUGGAUCGUCUUUGAGCAAACUCGGUGAUCACAAGAAAGCUAUCGGCUACUUCCAACAGUCACUAUCGACGAGGAAAACUAUCUAUGGUCACAACACGGCACAUCCGGACAUUGCCCAGUCACUAAACAACCUUGGAUUGUCUUGGACACAACUCGGUGAUCACAGGAAAGCUAUCAGCUACUACCAACAGUCACUAUCGAUGAAGAAAACUAUCUAUGGAGACAACACGGCACAUCCGGACAUUGCAGCCUCACUAAACAACAUUGGAUCGUCUUGGUUUGAACUUGGUGAUAGCAAGAAAGCUAUCAGUUACUUCGAAAAGUCACUAUCGAUGAGGAAAAUUAUCUACGGAGACAACACGGCACAUUCGGAUAUUGCCGCGUCACUAAACAACAUUGGAUUGUCUUGGUGUGAACUUGGUGAUAGCAAGAAAGCUAUCAGUUACUUCGAACAGUCACUAUCGAUGAUGAAAACUAUCUAUGGAGACAACACGGCACAUCCGGACAUUGCCGCGUCACUACACAACAUUGGAUUGUCUUGGAGUAACCUCGGUGAUCACAAGAAAGCUAUCAACUACUUCAUGCAGUCACUAUCGAUGAUGAAAACCAUUUAUGGAGACAACGCGGCACAUCCACACAUUGCCUCGUCACUAAACAACCUGCAAUUAGCAUGGACUAACAUUGGUGAUCACCAGAGAGCGAUGGAGUACUGGCAACAAUUACAGAAUAUGCAGAGGGCUUUUGAUAUGCGAAGCUCGUUAUGGAUCUAAACCAAAUUGUAAGCAAUCGGGCGUGAAUGAGAAUUUUUUUGUAAUUGUAAAAAUGAAAUAGAAUGUGACAACAUACCCCUUAUAUGUUAAUCAUGUAUAACGAUCAAGUAUUUAAUUAAACAAUACCAUGGAAUCACGGUAUAUUCUAUACCCCAGAUAUUGUUUUGUGCUGCUUGAAGAAUGUUUUACUGAAAUCUUCCCUCCACAGUUUAUCUUCGUCUUUCACCAAACGUCCAAAAGAUUUUAAUGCAGUUCGUCUUACACAAAACGUCAAAACAAUUUUAAUGCAGACUUUUGGUAAUGUAACGUUAUAGUGAUUUUUCUGUCAGUUGACGAAUAAAUUCAUUUGGAGUGGUUCGAUAUUUCAGUACGCGAAAAAUGCUACCUACACAUAAGGGACCUGUCCAACAUGUCUGAGUAGAACCCGAAAGUGACGUCACAGGGCAUGGCAAGUAAAGGCACAAGGUGGGCGUGGCACUUUAUGAACUUUCUGGAUAGUUUCAAAGAACGCUUGCAGAUGUGCAAAAGUUAGGUGUUACGGGUCUUUCAGUGUAAUAUAAACAGCUGCUGCCGCGCCGCGUGCC